UGUUGUUUUUUUUUUAUAAAGAAGGAAUUGUUCUUAAAACUUUGUGAUUAUUUGUGUCUCUGUGAAAGGUAUGAGGAGUUAGAGGAUGGCUGAAACUGAGAGCAGCUCGGAGCAGAACUCCAUACACUCUGAUCCACACCAUGAGACAGAAUCAGGAGCCGAGGGUUCGAGUCCUGCAGCCGAAGCGGACUGUCUGUCUGCUGCACAGAAAGAUGUCCUGGAGCGCUGUCUCCAUGCGCUCACUCACGCCAAAAAUGACAGCCACGUUCUGGCAGCUCUACUCCUGAUUACACGGUUGUGUCCCGCCAAUCAGCUGGAUCGUGCGACGCUGCAUCGAGUCUUUGAAGCGGUGGGAUUUAACCUUCCUGCACGCCUGCUCGUGACGGCGAUCCGAGGGGGCGAGAGCUCCGGGCUUCCUCCCGAGGAGCUGCUGUCUCUUGGUACCGCUUUGCUGGCUGCUUUAAGCACAGACCCGGAAAUGGCCAGUCAUCCCCAGCUGCUUAGCACCGUCCCGCUCGUUCUGGGUCUGCUGGAAGGUGGAGCGCCGGUCAGCCAGAAGCGAGUCCGGUGUGACACUGGAGUGUCUGAGAAGACGCUUUCCAGUCCUGCGUCACAUCAGAGCAGCAAAAGCACUCCGGGAAUGCAAGCACCAACAAGUCCUUCAGGGUUAGAGGACAGAGAUGAGGCGGGCCAGCCUCCCGCAUGCACCCUGGAUGAUGCGGUGGCAGCUGACUGCUAUCAGGUCCUGAGCUCUUUGUGCGCCCUGCCGCGAGGCCCGGAUCGUCUGCUGUCCCGCGGUGCUAUUCCGGCUCUGUGCAGGGCCGUGUCUCACAAGCAGGCUCUUAGCUAUGAGAAGGGUCUUCCGCUCCUGGCUCAUCUCCUAUCCAGCAGUGUUAGGCAGCGAGCCUGGAGCAAACACCCAUCAGAACUGCUCUCUCUCCUCAAUCACAUCACCCAGAACUUUAGCCAGACUUCGGAUCUGCAGCGUCUGGAGAUGUGCGCUCAGAUACCGCAGUUUCUUCCGCCGCCUGGAGGCGAGCCAACGAAUCAAGAGCUCAGGGAUGCGGUCGGUCGUCUUUGGGCAACGUUACGCCCGGCGGUUCAGGGGAAGCUCGGCUUGGAGCAGCUGGGCCACGUUCUGGUGCUGUCUGCUUGCCUGCUGGACUUGUGUGGUUGGGAUCCAGCAGGUCCGCCGAAGUUCUGCUGCCUGCUAGUGAACCGGGCUUGCGUGGAGGUGAGGAUGGCGCUAGAGGAGCCUCCGAGUGUGAUGCUAACGGCUCAGCAGCAGCACACGCUCACCGCCUGCUACCGCAUCCUGGAAGCAGCGAUGGAGCAGGCGUGCAUCACGGAGGAGAGCAGGAGUCCUCCUCAGCCGGGGGUCGCCAUUGCAGGUUUGAGUCUGCAGCAGAGCAGGCAGGUGCUGGGGGUCUUAGAGGAAGCUUUUUCUGCUGUGAUUUACUACCUGAAACAGGUGGAACCGAGCCAGUACGACGACCCCUUCGUUUUUGCGACGUUCCGCUCUCUGUGCGCCUGGUUGGCCGAGGAGACGUCAUGUUUAAAGGAAGACAUCGUAGCCCUGUUGCCCUUCCUCAUUACCUACACCAAACAUCACCUACAAGACAAGAAAGACAAGGGGCUGGCUGACUGGAUGUCAGAGAUGUCAGUCACCGAUGGCUCACAAGCUGAACCGUGGAAAAACGAGCAAGUGCUAAGAUAUCUCCUCCCAGCACUCUGCCACCUGUCGGCCGAGGAAGGCCCGAGGAAGGUGCUGCUCUCUCUGGACACUCCGGCUUUACUGGUGGACUAUCUCACCCGCGGCUGGAGGGUCCUGAAGACUCAGAGCGGGAAGACGGUACGCAGAGAUCCAAGUUUGGAAACGGCCUGCUCCGCCCUGCUCAACUUUGUUGUCACGGAGCCUGAGCGAGUCAGGACUGAUGCUUGCUUCGCCUCCCUUGAUGCAUUACUGAGUGAAGCGCUCCCGAUCAUCCUUCACAAGUCACGUCUGUUGGUUCUGACAGCCAACUUCUGCACUCUGGGUCUAAUGAUUAACAGAUUAAAACCGACCUUAACAGGUCUGGGGAAUUCCAAUCAGCAGCAAUUCUUCUCCUCCGCCCUGCGUUUCCUUCGGGGGGCGCUACAGGCGGUCGAGGGGGAGAGCCAGGCACGAGUCUCCCCAGUGUGGGCACCGUGGUGGGACGAGGUGUGUGAGCUCUGGAGGCUCAGUCUGCAGGCUCUGGGCAGCUGCGUGAAAGUGCAGCCCUGGAUAACCACCAUCAUCAGAGAGGAGGGCUGGCUGCAGAACAUCCUCAGCCUCCUGGAGUCCUGCUAUAGUCUCCCCGAUCCACAAACACAGGAAGCCCUGGAGGAGGCUCUGUGUGCCAUCGCACAGGAGUGCACAAUUUGUCGCCAAGAUGUUAGUGUACACAUGAACAGGGGGGCAGAGGACUCGCUCCACUGCAUGUCACAGCUGAGGAAGAUUCUAGUGAGCUAAGAGCAUGAGCUGUUGGGUAAUAACUAAUAUGUCACGUUCACAUUACUCAUCUGCCAAACGGUUUCUAAAGUUGUUGAUUUAUAAUGCAGAGAUUUAAUAAAAAUAUUUUGC
Molecule: messenger RNA, 2602 nt
Organism: Clarias gariepinus (North African catfish)
Lineage: Eukaryota; Metazoa; Chordata; Actinopteri; Siluriformes; Clariidae
Gene: ncdn
Product: neurochondrin
Exons: 7
Coding region: 86-2491 (801 amino acids)
Biological process (GO): regulation of neuronal synaptic plasticity; neuron projection development
Cellular component (GO): dendrite
Source: RefSeq, a predicted model, not a curated record